AUGUCAACUCAAGUCAAAAUAUGUUCUAAAACCAAACUUUCCAGCUCUCCUGAGUCUUCUCACGAGAGUUGUGACGCAGUUGAUGCGAUCGACACAGAAAUGAUUUCACCGCUAACCUCGAUCGAUAAUGAUAGUACCCGUAGUCUUACUCCAGACAAGAUGGAUCCUUUUCAUUCAGCUCGCGAGCGUGAGGAACGUAUCCGUAGAAACGGAACAGUGCCCAGCCAAAUCCCUAUUCAGAACAUGGGUAUGAACAACAUGAACAACAACGGCAACAUGAGCAACAUGAACAACAACGGCAACAGCAACGGCAACGGCUGGCGCCGCCCUUCUGUCUGCGACCCGGCCUACACAGGUCAAGAAGGUUUCACUCCGCUGACCAUGGUUCGCCCUGGUCCUGUCUAUCCUCUUCCUGAACAAAUCAGCUCUGCAUUUGCUUAUGGCAUUCGCCGAGCCGAUGGCUCUUACACAAGACUUCUUCCAGCUGAUGAGCUUCCCGCUCUUAAUGGCAUUCCUCGUCACCAAGGUCCAGAAGGACUCAUCAUUGUUCCAGAACUUCAGCAUGGUUCACCAAAGCCAGAGUUUGCUACUCUUAUGAUUCCGAAUAAGGUCGUAGCAAAGCUUCCACCGCUUGGCCCACCAAUGUUUGGAGUCAAUCAGCAAGGUGGUUUCCGUCGACCAGGAGAUCAAACUCAGUUGGCGAUCGACUCUAUCGUUGCCUCAGCUGUUAAUCCCCCUGCGAGUGCUUCUCCAGCAAACAAUGCCAUGAUCCCGAUGGGUGGUCCAUUUCGCCGAGAAAAGAUCUACUGUGAUAAGUGGGUUCAUGAAGGCACUUGCGCUUUCACCCAAGUUGGAUGUAAAUACAAGCACGAAAUGCCGAUGGAUAAGGCCACGCAAGUUUCUCUUGGUCUCAACCAUGGAGUUCCAAACUGGUAUCGUCGUCAACAUGGUCUUUCUGUCUCUCCACAAACUGGAACAAAUGUUCAAAUUGAAGCACCUUGUGCAACUCCAACUCCAACUGGUGGAACAUCCCGUACGUCUCAAUCUUGGCGUCGCAAAGAAGGCACGUCUUUCUCUCUCCCGACCUCAGCUCAAGGUGUUGCAAAUGGUCGUGAUCGUCGUAGCUCUGGUGGCUCAUUCGGUCCCAUCGGUCCUCCCCACACACGUCGUCUCACAAACUCGUCCUCUGGUGAUUCAAUGAAUAGAAAUCAUCUUUCUGUCCCAGAGAAUGACAAUGAGCAUGAUAACGACACCAAUAUGCAGUGGAAUGGUAGAGCUCGUGGCUAUACUAACGGCAACGAUCAAAACCGACGUCAACAAUAA
Molecule: messenger RNA, 1323 nt
Organism: Botrytis sinoallii
Lineage: Eukaryota; Fungi; Ascomycota; Leotiomycetes; Helotiales; Sclerotiniaceae
Exons: 4
Coding region: 1-1323 (440 amino acids)
Molecular function (GO): metal ion binding
Source: RefSeq, a predicted model, not a curated record